Ilyonectria robusta is the source of this 1086-nucleotide messenger RNA. RefSeq lists its product as uncharacterized. The record is from RefSeq and is a predicted model, not a curated record. NCBI's taxonomy places the organism in Eukaryota, Fungi, Ascomycota, Sordariomycetes, Hypocreales, Nectriaceae. The transcript has a single exon. Bases 239 to 856 code for a protein of 205 amino acids.
AAGAAGAAGAAAAACCUCCGUUUCAUCCCUGCGUGGUGGCACAAGAUGACAUUGCCCGAGAUGUUCUCAAACAUCACGUAGCAUCCAUCCAUGCUGACAUUACUGGGCCGGAACCUUUUCAUCACAACACCACACCCUUUGCAUCCCCAUCACCAUACAUCACAGGCCUAACUUAGUAUGCAGUCCCUAAGUAGGUGGUUUACAUACUACACACAUAGCACAGGACACCCAAUCCUUAAUGUACCGGUCGAUCUGGGACCACGGCCAGCCCACCCACUCACGUCUUCACCAAACAGCCACGCUGCUUAGGUGCCGAUCCUCAUCCCCAUCCCUAUGCCCAUCUCCAUUCCCAUCUCUCCUCUGCCGGGCGCCCAUUUCCCAUCCCCGUCCCCCUUCCCUCGUGGCUGCGCCCGCCGGAUCACUCUCUGCAUGGCCUCGCAUCUUUUCCCACCCCCCCGAUCAUCUAAAAUCCUCCCCCGGAUCUUCGGCACAUGGCAACGAGCGCCGCCUGACUCACCCGGACACCCGAAACCCGCAAACCCGCAAACCCGGUCUGUUCCCUUUGCAAAGCCGUGCUCAACAAAUACAUAGCAUGCUCCCUGCUUCGAGAACCGCGACGUCUACCAAAUAUACCCACCAGUGGCCUGCUUUGAGAAGGUCGCAACGGAACUUUUUCCAGGCUUCCCCUCCCGGAGGCGGGUACGUCCACCCCCUCCGACUCCCCCGAGGCUCCCGACAGCCCGGGGAAUACACCCCCCGGACCACCCGACCAACAACCGGUCAAGAACAAGCAACACAUCAUUACGUAUUGUCAUCCACAAAAGUCCUUCGCUCAACCACAAAAGGUCAUUCAUGACAACUCUUGCACGGCGAACCACCCGACCGACUCCUUGGGCCCACGAGCUCGGACACGCCGCUCUCGGUUGUUGCUGCUAUGAACUGAUUCAUCUUCGUGUCAACUGUCAUAGCUCCAUCAUCGAUCCAUCAUCACCACGAGCCUGUUUGAUUUUGCUCGUAUCAAUCUUGCAUCGUUUUCAACCAGCUUUGCAUUGAGCAACCUUGCACCGGCUUGGCUUGUCAUGAUCA